AUACACUACCACACUGAAUGCUCCGUAUUAUUCUUUUUACGCUUAGCAUAGCUCAUUAAAUACGACAUCAAUUUUUAAAAUUAUUUAUAUUAAGUGAAAAAAUUUUGAAAUAUAAGGUCGACAUGUUUCCGGAUCCAAAUUUAAUUGUGUGGCUUAAUGGUAGAACUUGACAUUUGCUAAAGUUUCAAACUCCAUAACGAAGUUAAUAUCAAUACAUCAAACGAGACGCAACAAGUAUCGACGGGUAUGCACAAGCCGACAACCCACAAUAAUGAGAAGUCGAUGGUAGCAGCAUCAGUAAACCAUUAUAAUCAAGUGGUUGUAGUCGCCAAAAAAACAAACUCGAUGUCAAUACCAAUACCAAUACCAAUACCAACAUUAAAACAAGUAACAAGUCGAGAACAAUCACACUCGAGAGUAGCGACUAAUGGUAAUGGUUUAUUAUCAGUCACAUUGUCGUCAUCAUCGCAGUGCUACUGCAUGAAGUACUGCCAAUCACCAACUGGGAUUCACGAUUGGCGGGAUUGUCAGGUGCCUGGAAUAAGAAUUAGCAAAACUACAAAUGCAUUUCGAUCUACAGCCUUUGAUAACUGUACACGCACGUCAGCAAAAGAGCGAGAUCGAAAUCAAACUAGAACAACAACACGUUUAAACCCAACGAUGCAUCGAAAAUCCAAAAGUAAAUGCAAGACUAAAUCCAAGGAAACUGUUGUCUCUGAACUUGUGUCCAGUGGGAUGAUCCCUCAAAUUAAUCAUAGGCACUACGAUAUUGGCAUUAACCAUAAUAAGCCCCAACAAGAACCUCAAAUUCAGGAAGAUACCGAGCAGCCGACAGAACAUACUUCCACCAAGAUUAUGGCAUCUACUCUAAAUGUAGAAAACAACCGGAGGAGGAUUACGGAUAGCACCAAUAACACCAUCAGCAACAAUGGCAACACCAAGCAAAGGAAGAAGACCACUCAAGCGCGAUUUAAAAUGUUAGUGCCGAUACCCACGUUGGGCGCCACUUCGUUCGUCACUUUCCUCACAAUCAUCUGCAUAGAAACCGUUCUACUUUCGACAAUGACUAGCUGUGCUAAAACAUUUUACAUGCAUUGGAACACGUCGAACAGCAUAUUUCGGAUUGACAACACUGAUCACAUUAUUGACGUGAAUAAGGGAAAUCUAGCCUUUGAAUUUGACCAAGUGCAUAUAAUAUGUCCAGUUUACGAACCGGGAGCAUUUGAGAAUGAAACAGAGAAAUAUAUCAUAUACAAUGUUUCGAAAGUAGAGUAUGAAACAUGUCGCAUAACGAACGCCGAUCCGCGAGUAAUAGCUAUAUGUGAUAAGCCCCAAAAAUUAAUGUUUUUUACUAUAACUUUCCGGCCAUUUACACCGCAACCAGGUGGUUUAGAGUUCCUACCUGGAAAUGAUUACUAUUUCAUUUCAACUUCAUCAAAGGACGACUUGUAUCGACGAAUUGGAGGCCGCUGUUCAACAAAUAAUAUGAAAGUUGUAUUCAAAGUGUGUUGUGCAGCAGAUGAGAAAAAUCGAACAUCGCAGGAGACAACACUUGGACCGGCAGACAGUGGUGGCGUGUUAUCUGUUGGUAACGGGGUGGUGGAUAAUACUGGUGUUAAUACUGAUCACAACUCAAAUGUAAAUGUUAAGCUUGCCCACGGCCACGGGCAUAAUCACAAUACGAUUGGGAUCAGUAGCGGAAAUACUGGCUUAGUGCCACCAAUUGGAAACGGUGGAGGCCUUCAACUAAAGCCAAUUAAUGGAUUGGGUACAUCCAUCAACUCCAACAUUGAUCAAUUUAAUCGCGUGCCCUUGCAGCCAAACAUAAUUAGCAACAAUAUUGGUACUGAUAUUGAAAACGGGGCUUCAAUUGGCACUGGCGUUGGCAGUGGUGGCAUUAUCUUAUCACCUGGCCAUGGCAGUAUUAAUAUGUUGCCACCUGGGCGUGGUGGAGGCGUUCAUUUGCCGGCCCACACGGGUCACCAUCACAUCCAAACGGGAAUUCGCAUUAAUAAUGUGCCAACGCAGCAACAUAAUAAUCAACAACAACAUCCGCACCAUAAAAGCAGCAACAACAAUAUGAACUCGAAUGAUGACCAUCACAAUUAUGAUAAACAUCCAAAUGAGGUAGUCAAGAAUGAGGAACUCACAUAUAACAGUGGAUCAACGCGAACUAGUGGAACUAGUAAUAUUCAAGGAUACGUCUGGUCAUGGAUUUGGAUGGGCUUAUCCACUUCUCUCAGCACCAAUGCUAUUAAUUCAACAAUCGUGCUUGCUUUGCUGGUGGUAAUCAUAUUUAAUCACCUGUUCAAGGCUCAUCAAGCAACUUCUCGUCAUCGUGAAGAAGAACCCAUUAGCUGUUGAUCGCUGAAUUUAAAAACAGUUUGACAUAGCUGCUUCAUCAUAUUGAGGGCCAUUAAAUUAUACAAUACGUAUUGGUGGAAUUACAUAUAGAUAAUAAUUUUAUAGCGGACGGAGUAUGGAAGAAUUUUCGUCAAUAGAAUUAGUCGAUUUGAAUAUAUAUCGAUACGAGAAACGGAUAGUAAAAAGAAGGAGAAAGGUGAAAUAGUAUAAAUAAGUAAUAAGCAUAUGAAAAUUUCAACCGCAUUAAAACAUAGUUUAUAGCGAUUUUAGGUUUAAUGCAUACUUUUUAGGGUAAACAAUAAAAAACGGACAGAACGCCGAUAUAUAGAUUACUAUUUGCAUAUUUUAUAAAGAUCUUAAAAUCGAUUCAAAAUAAUUAAUACCACAUGACCUUAUAUAAUAAUGAGAGUCCAACAUAAUUAAAAUAUUUUAAUCCCAUUUUUUUUUUUGUCGACAUUGAUUAAAUGCAAAUCUAUCCAUUAUUUAUAUA
Messenger RNA from Drosophila albomicans, 2854 nucleotides. RefSeq lists its product as uncharacterized. Lineage: Eukaryota; Metazoa; Arthropoda; Insecta; Diptera; Drosophilidae. Gene Ontology annotation, biological process: axon guidance; ephrin receptor signaling pathway. Gene Ontology annotation, molecular function: ephrin receptor binding. The record is from RefSeq and is a predicted model, not a curated record. Gene Ontology annotation, cellular component: plasma membrane. The transcript has 5 exons. Bases 247 to 2364 code for a protein of 705 amino acids.